Sungouiella intermedia is the source of this 1938-nucleotide messenger RNA. Lineage: Eukaryota; Fungi; Ascomycota; Pichiomycetes; Serinales; Metschnikowiaceae. The record is from the annotation of a GenBank genome assembly.
AUGAGUAGUAUUGUUAAGAAAUCGUCGCAGUUCACGCCAAAGGUUAAACGAAGAGCUCUUCGUCGUGGCUCUGCCUUAGCCACUCCGCCCACAACUCAGGUGGAUCCAUCAGCCCCUACAACUCAAGAUGAAAGUAUACAAACUCCCCACACUCCUCAAGGUACUCAGGCGUCUCAACCUCUGGGUGUAGGUGCUUUGCCCCUUCUGAGCUAUGACAUGAAGCCAGCGGAUUCUUCCGACAAAGCUGCUGGUGAGAUCCCACAGAAUGUGGAGGUGGAUCCUAUGGAUACUACAAGCGUUCCUGAAGUAGCCAUCGAGGAAAAGGAUAAUGAUGACGAGGAUGAUCACUAUGAGAAUAUUGAUUUCCAGAUACCGCAGAAGCGGUCUCAUAGACGGUCGUCUGUAGCUGGUCACAGAAGACUCAGUGGCAUCCAGCAAUAUCGUAGAUCUGGGUCGAUUUCGGGAACGCCAGGAUCCCAGGGCCCUGAAGGUGAGACAAACAAGGGUGGACCAGUGGUGAUCGGUAUUCCCGAGUCCAAACCAGUCAAGAGAAGAACUUCUUUUGCAGCUAGAAACAAGAAAAUGGCACGGAAGGAGACGCCUACUGCAGAGACUGCGACAAUCAAGGAGACUCCAGAGAGGGCAGAAGACGAGGACGAGAGGACUUUGGACAACGAGGCAGACAAGAGUGAGGCACAGAAUGAUUCCAACAAACAUGUUGACGAAGGAACCUCCAAAAAAAGUGGGCCAAAUGGUGAAGGUUCCACAGAUACAACCAGACAUUACGAAGGUGAUUUCGUUUACGGAUCUUUCGAAAAUGGCCCACUUAUGAAGUACAAAACACUGGAAAGGGUAGAAUCAGAAUUGCCCGUCGUACCAGCAGGUUUAGUGACUACCAUUAGCGAUCCCAGUCAGAUCCCACGAAGAUUGGAUGCAGCAGAUUGGAAGCUACUAUCAAAGGUUGAAGUUUCAGAGACCUUCAAAAUGGGAGACUUGUGCAGACCAACGUUACCAUUUGGUUCAACCAGUGAUAACUAUGAGAAAUCCAUCAAAGCCAGAGACGCAAUUGAGAGAAAUCGAAAAAUUCGAACUGAAGCCAGAAAACAUGCACGUGAAUCCAGGAUACCAUACGACGUUGCUUUUCAAAUUAUCUCCACCAAGAAACGAAAAGAGAAUCCGCAAGAAGGGGUGGCCAGUACUCACAUUCUUGAUGGAGAUUUAGAGGAAGAUGAAAGACACACUUCCAACAUCAAAAUGACUGUUGUGGACGGAAAGCUUCAGGUGGACCAAGAUUCGAUGUUUAGGGGCAAAUUGCGGGCUACUGCUGGUGAUAGAGAGCGGGUCACAGAGAACUCAUUCGAGAAUCCUAUCACUUCAAAUUCUUACAGCAAUCUGACACACACAGAUACUUGGACGCUAGAUGAGUUGCAGCAAUUCUACCGGGCCCUAAGCACUUGGGGUACGGACUUCACAUUCAUUGCACAGAUGUUUCCGUACCGUACGAGGCGGCAGAUCAAGCGCAAGUUUAUCUUGGAGGAGAAGAGGAAUCCCCAGCUUGUAGAUUUGGCAUUGAAGAGGCAACUUCCUGGCAGCUUUGAAGAGUUUGAGAAGAGCGCGUUGCCGAAGGAAGAAUGGGAAGACCUUGUAGAAAGAAGGCAAAAGAGCAAAAAAGAUGAGGAGCAAGAAGAUGUUCUCAGCGGGCUACCCUCCAAAGCCAGAUUUGAACUUGAGAUCCAGGAGCUCCAGAAAGAACACAAGAGACAUAUUGAGGAGAUUACUACUGAACGUGAAAGAGCUAUUAAGGAGGACUUAGAAGCCAGUAGAAAGAGAGAGAUUGAAAUUAGAACCGGAGCCAAGCCAAUGACGAGAUCGCAGAUGAAGGCUGAGUUCAAAAAGAACGAGACAGUGGUUGGCUCUCUUGAUGACCAGAGUGCAUAA